Pelobates cultripes (western spadefoot toad) is the source of this 534-nucleotide messenger RNA. The record is from the annotation of a GenBank genome assembly. NCBI's taxonomy places the organism in Eukaryota, Metazoa, Chordata, Amphibia, Anura, Pelobatidae.
AUGAGGUUUACGGAGGGCAUAUUGAUAGUAAGGGGCAACCUGAGCUUGGCGCUAUAUCCUGAACAGGAUAACACCUCUCACCCUACGACGAACCCGGAUAAUAGAUACGCAAAAACACUCCAACUACUCCACCACCACCCACUCACUGACUGCUGGAUAGCACAAAAUCCGACGACCCGAGACUAUACUUUCUACUCCCUGACACAUGUUUCCUACUCGAGACUCGAUUACUUCCUAGUACCACACUAUAAUCUUACCCUCCUCAUAGAGUCAGAUAUCUUGCCCAUGACGUGGUCGGACUGCCCCCUCCAUUUACGACUUAGGUCGCAUCUGUUCCGGCCCCGCCAAACUUCAUGGCUCUUAAAAGAAUCAAUCCUCUCCAACUCCACUCUAGUCGAAACAACUAGAAAGACCCUCCAUGACUAUUUCACCACCAAUGAGACGGGAGAUAUGAAACCCCUAACAUGCUGGGAAACCCAUAAGGUGGUGGUCCAAGGACACUUUAUUGCGAUAUGCUCGACGCGCAAGAAAUAA